UUCCGAACCUACCCGACGCAAAAGCAGUGCGCGACUUGCGAGUACAGAAAACUGAAGGCGAGGCGACCUGCGACUCAGCCAAACCCUACCGCGACCUCGACCGCGACCACGUCGGCGAUGAGCUCCUCCAACGCCGGGAAGAAGCCGGCGUCCGGCGGGCGCGGGGGUCCCACCAUCCGAACCCUCGCCGACAUCAACCGCGGCUCCUCCGGAUUCCCAGGCGCAGGCGGCAGCGGCAGCGACUCCGACGAGCCCCAGGAGUACUACACGGGCGGCGAGAAGAGUGGGAUGCUUGUUCAAGAUCCAACAAAAAGAAAUAAUGUAGACUCAAUCUUUGAACAAGCUAGAGAGAUGGGUGGUCAGCAAGUUCCACCACUUCCUUUUGAGGGCCAAUCUUCGAGCUCAAGAAGCUUUGUGGGAACUGGUCGGCUGCUUUCAGGGGAGACAACACCAUCUGUUCCUCAACCACCAGAGGAUGUACUUCACAACAUACAUUUCUGGAACAAUGGAUUCACUAUAGAUGAUGGUCCACUAAGAGGCUAUGAUGACCCUGAAAAUGCAGAUUUCAUCGAGAGCAUCAAGAAGUCCCAGUGCCCCCAAGAGCUGGAGCCUGCUGAUCGAAGGACAUCUGUUCAUGUUAACGUUAUAAAGCGAUAUGGAGAUUACGAGGAACCUGCAAGGCCUCGCUCAUUUUUCCAGGGUGUUGGGAGAACCCUCGGUGGUGGAUCUUCAGCAGAUGACACUCCAGCACCAGCUCCUGUCACUCAAGAGCCUCAGAGUGCUCCCCGGUCAAUUGGUUUCGUUGUGGAUGACUCACAGCCGUUUGCAUCCAUAACAAUAAGGUUGGCGGACGGCACUCGCAUGGUGGCUCGGUUUAACCUUCACCACACCGUGGGUGACAUCAGGUCUUUCAUCGAUGCAUCCCGGCCAGGAGCUGCGCGGCCAUAUCAGUUGCAGACUGGCUUCCCACCCAAGCAGCUGACUGAUCCAACACAGACUGUUGGGCAAGCUGGUCUUGCAAACUCCGUUAUCAUGCAGAAGAUGUAGUUCUCUCACCAAGCUGGGACUCAUCGCACAGAAUCAUCUUUCCCGCACUUUAAACUCGGUAGUGUCGAACGGUUUAUCAUGUCACCUGAUACUGCACUUGCGUGCAACCUGCAAUUUACCAGAGUACACCGGUUGUUUUGUCGAUAUUCACUGCACCCGCAUACUGUUGCUAAUGAAGUGCCAUUGAAAUUCUAUGCGUAAUUUCCAUUCUUCA
Brachypodium distachyon (stiff brome) is the source of this 1261-nucleotide messenger RNA. Its product is annotated as plant UBX domain-containing protein 4. Gene Ontology annotation, biological process: Golgi organization; membrane fusion; autophagosome assembly. Gene Ontology annotation, cellular component: nucleus; cytosol. Bases 118 to 1047 code for a protein of 309 amino acids. Lineage: Eukaryota; Viridiplantae; Streptophyta; Magnoliopsida; Poales; Poaceae. The record is from RefSeq and is a predicted model, not a curated record. The transcript is spliced from 4 exons. Gene Ontology annotation, molecular function: ubiquitin binding.